AUGCCAAGGAAGGCGGCUCCUAUCUGCGGUAACCCAUUGUAUUUACAAUGGAUAAAGGAAAUGAUGGAAGAGGCCGGAGGAGUAUCUAAUAGUAAAAUGUACUAUGCUUAUAAAAAGGCCUAUGAUUCAAUGUCAAAGUAUCCAGUACCCUUCAAUCAUCCCUGCGAGGCUUCGAUACUAAAGGGUGUCGGUCCCAAGAUAACUAAACGCCUCGAAGAGCGGCUAAGACAGUAUUGUGCUGAUACCGGGCAAGCGGUUCCAAUACGUUCUGACAUUUUGAAACGUGCUGCUCGUCCCCCACCUCCGCCUCCACCGAGCUCGCCACCACCACCUCUUCCUGCCACACCAACGAAACGAACAUAUGUUCCUCAAUAUCGAUCGGGAGCGUACGCUAUACUCCUUACGCUUUUCAUGGCAUACGGUAAUGGGCCUUAUCGCGCAAGUCUAACAAAACCAGAAAUAAUUAGAGAUGCGACUCAAUUUUGUGACACGUCUUUUGAUGUGCCGGUUGCCAAAACACGUAAUUACACUGCUUGGAAUGGAAUGAAGACUUUGCUUGAGAAAGACUACGUCUACAAAAAUGGGAGCCCCCCACGAUACAAGCUGACAGAAGCUGGACUGGUUAUCGCGUCUCGACUUGUGGAGACUGCCAAGAAACAAGGGAAAGAGUUGGGUCCUCUUGCAGAAAAAGAACUUGUAGUCACAACCGUUCGCGUUUCUCUAGGGGCGAAUGCAGAGGCAGAUGACACCAGUCGAGAGGUGUCAGUAGUCAGUAGCUUCGAUCGAGGUGCGGGUAGCCUGGCUGCGUCUCUGGCUAAAACUGUGUUUCCGACUAGAGCCGUGUCGCCGCCCGGGUCACUCUGGGAGUCUUCGGCAAACUAUGCCGAUUGUGGAUCUCUUAAUCACUCGGUCGUUCCUGCACCAUUGCUUAGUUACAAAGCAAGCUUAAGCGCGAAAUUAACGGCAGUUACAUCACCCCCCACUGUUGAUCCUAUGGUCGAGCAACCAGGGACAUUGAAAUCAACGGCAGACCUAUCCGCCCAUACUGUUGAGCCUAUGAUCUGGCAAUCGGCACCAUUGAAACAAAAGGCAACCCUAUCGCUCCCCACUGUUGAUCCUAUAAUCUGGCAACCAGGGACAUUUGAAGUGCAUAUCGUACUAGAUACACGUGAAAUACGACAGCGACAAGAUCGUACUUACAUACAAGAAAAGUUGGAAGAGCGUGGCAUGACUGUAAGUGUGCGUAGUUUGGAACUUGGUGAUGUUGUUUGGGUUGCAAGACAGAAAGACAGUAAUUCUGGUGAUAUCGUGCUGGAUUACAUUCUUGAACGUAAAAGGAUGGAUGAUUUGGUGAGCAGUAUCAAGGAUGGGAGAUUCAAAGAGCAAAAAUUUCGAUUGCAUAGAGGCGGUGUCGGUCAAGUAAUUUAUUUAGUUGAAGAGUUUGGCAGAGAAGAUGCUAUCGAAUUUGGGAUGCAGGCUGUUCAGACGGCAAUAUCAUCAACUCAAGUAGUCGAUGGCUUUUUUCUGAAACUUACUACUAAUGUCGACCAAACUAUUGAAUACUUGGUCUCUCUAACAAAAAUGCUCAAAAAACUAUAUGAGUCUGCUCCUUUGUACAUCAUACCCGAUUCCUGUUUACAAUAUCAAACCUACCUUCCUCUCAAAACCCAUCUCAAAGAACUUUACCCGACUCGCACUUAUCAUAUAAGUUUUCUUGCUUACAACGAACUUAACUCCAAGUCUCGUAAUCUCACUCUUCGCGACGUAUUUGCAAAAAUGUUGAUGUGUACCAAGGGUUUCUCUGGAGAUAAGGCGGCAGAGAUUAUUAAGCGAUAUUCAACGCCGCACUCGUUCUACACUGCUCUAGAAAAAUGUCAGAAUAACGAGGCAAGAUGGAAAAUGAUCAGCGAAGAAUGCGGAAAUACAUUCGGGGUUAAAAAAAUAGGACCGGUCCUGAGUGAAAGGAUCGCCAAGCUAUGGUUUGAAAAGAAAUAUGCAGAUGGAGAAUGA
Molecule: messenger RNA, 2010 nt
Organism: Paraglomus occultum
Lineage: Eukaryota; Fungi; Glomeromycota; Glomeromycetes; Paraglomerales; Paraglomeraceae
Source: the annotation of a GenBank genome assembly